AUGUCUGACAGAUCCCGAACUAUCAGCCUUAGAAAAUAACAGAUAUUAGAAAAAAUUCAAUAUAAUUUCCAAAAAAUCGAUCCUGCUUUCCAAGUAAAAUACUUUAUUGGGGAAAAUUCAAAUUUAGUUGAAUAUUAAAUGAACAAAUGGAAUCGGCAAAGCAGACAAAAAACUGUUUAUGAGUAAUAAAUAGAGAGAGCAAUAAAAACAUUACGUCAUCCAUUUAAACUAGAAAGUUAUGUUGAUAAACCAUAAUUCAUUACUCCUAAUUCAGAUAAGAAUCAUAAAGAGAUUAAAUAAAAUGAAGAAAAAACCUAGAUUACAAAAUCACCAAUAAAAGAAGAAACAUUAAUAAGAAAUUGUAUUGCUACACCAUCAAGUCCAUUAAAGUUAUUUAUUAUUUUAUAUAGGAAGCUGUUCACCUAAUAUUAAGAUUUAGUAAAAGUUUAAUAUAUUACAUCUUCUGAACAGAUGAAAAAGCUAAUUCAAUAAUAUUCAGAUUCUGAAAAACCAAUUUCAUCUUCUAGAAUCCCAGAAUUCACUCCAUCAAGAUAGAUAAACUUAAAACGAAAAAAAAAGGGAAUAAAUUAAUUUUCUUUGAUUUCUCCAUCUCCUAUUCCUAGAAAUCGAGAACAUUUAUUAUAAAAAAACACUAAUAAUUUAAUUCUGUUAGAUGAACUCUAAGAUGAUUUAGAGAGUUUUAGAAAAUCAUUAGGAGAAAUGUAGAAAUUUAAAAAUUUAUUCCCAAAAAGAUAAUAAAAGAAAUCUAAAUAUGACUUUUUAUUUUGA
This is a messenger RNA of Paramecium pentaurelia, 789 nucleotides long. The record is from the annotation of a GenBank genome assembly. NCBI's taxonomy places the organism in Eukaryota, Ciliophora, Oligohymenophorea, Peniculida, Parameciidae.